Penaeus monodon (black tiger shrimp) is the source of this 2103-nucleotide messenger RNA. Its product is annotated as monomeric sarcosine oxidase-like. Lineage: Eukaryota; Metazoa; Arthropoda; Malacostraca; Decapoda; Penaeidae. Gene Ontology annotation, molecular function: flavin adenine dinucleotide binding; sarcosine oxidase activity. The record is from RefSeq and is a predicted model, not a curated record.
CUAAGACCCUUUUUAUUGACUCAGAAUGGCAGCUCACUAUAACCUUGUCACGGAUGGAACCGUCAACGGAGCUACCAAAAUCACGCUAUUCACGUUGGGCAUUUGAGCAAACACUUCUUGUACGUGAAUAUCUGCAGUAUUCAGAAAUACCAACUUCCUUCUGCGUUCAUCUGCACUUUCUUCGCCCAGUUCCAAGAAAAUCUCUAACGCGAUCAUCCACGACCUCCAUCUUCUAGCGACUUCCGCUGGUUCCCCAUCAGUGAAGAAUUUCCGGGUGGAGUGUUAUCGGGUAUGUAUGUUGGUCAUGCACGGGCACUAGAUUUAUUUCUGUUGUCCUAUUUCGCCAAUUUCUCGGCCCGGUUGGAGUCGGUAUGUUCGUCGCCAGUUGUGGUAAAAUGGCCUCAACUAGGAAAGUGUACGACUUGGUUAUCAUUGGAGCGGGAAUGAUGGGCUCAGCAGCAGCAUAUUACUCCUCACAAAUACCUAGUACAUCAGUCUGUUUGGUUGGACCUUCGGAGCCAAAGAUGGCAGGUAGAGACAGAAUGUGGUAGUGUUAUCAACUGCAAACAUGUUCUUGUGGCCGCUGGAGGAUUUGCUGGACUGAAGAAUUUGUUUCAGCAUGUUAAGCCAGGGAUGGUUCCAGACCUCAACUUGCGAACACAAACUAUUGCAUUUCUGAGAAUUGAUGAAGAUGAGGCCCAGAGACUAAAGACCAUGCCAACUCUAGUCACUAGUUGUCAAUUUGAGAAUCUUGAUGGAGCCUAUGUUUUGCCACCCAUAAGAUAUCCUGAUGGUCAUUGGUAUCUGAAGUUGGGUCAUGGCAGGAUGUAUGAAGAACAUAAGACAACACUGGAGGAAGUAAGAGAUUGGUACAUUAGACAAACAGGCAUUCCAGAGUGUGUAGAAAAACUGGCAAGGUUUAUGAGUCACAUGUUACCAGGUCUCAAAGUCAAGGAAGUUGCAGGAGAUGGCUGCCUCACAUCACACACACCGGAAGAAGAACCAUACAUUGACAUCAUUGCUGAAAAUUUCGGUGUUUGCUUGGGGGGCAACGGGUAUGGAGCUGGUUCCAGUGAUGAGAUGGGGAGACUAGCCGCUCGUCUCCUGAUGCUCGGAGAAUGGGACUCGGAUAUACCUCGGGAACGUCUUAAGAUUGUUUGGAAGGCUCAAGCUUAAGGAUUUAGGGACAUUUGCAUUCGUUAUGUUGAGCACUAGUUCUUUUCUUUGUUCCAUGAAUCUGCUUUGGUAGCUUUUCCACUAUUUCUGUAUGCCUGUCAGUAUUUAUAUGCUAACUUUGUACAUUUUUUUAUGGAUUAACAUUUUGUGAAUUAUUACAAAAUAAUAUUUAGUGUCACUUGCUGUUCCUUCCACUUUUGCCUCCUUGUCUCCUUUUAUUUCAUAUAUAUAACUUAUUUUUCUUCAUUAAGUUUUAUGUUUAAUAUGACCACAAGUAAUUUCAAGGUACAGUGAAUGCUCCGAUGAGAUUGCUACACAAGAUUGUGUUUAAAAAUCACUUUAAAAUGCCUGUAAAAUACAUGAAAAGUUAAAUGGUGUAAAGAUACUUUUGUACUAAUAAUUAUUACUAUAAACAUAAAAAUCAUGGUAAUGGCAAGUAAAGUAAUGAUUUCCGGCUGCAACAUCAAGAGCAAUUAAUGUGUUAAUGUACAAAUAAGACUGACAAUGAUAUUAAUAAUGAUUAUUUUGUUUAAAUACUUUCUGGAUAUACAAGGAGUUACCAUUGCAUAUAUUUAGUUCAGGAUGAUGAUUUUAAUUAUAUCUGUAAUUACUUCUGUGCAUCUUUAUAUAUUCUUUAAUAUGCACUUGCUUUUAAUCUUUCUUUUAUUUGUGCACUUGUUUUUAUGAUGGUCGUUUUUAAUAACACUUUAAAUUCUACUUUUUAAGCCUUCUCCAAUAAAGUUAACAGCCAUAAGGGUCCACUAGUCCAGUCUGUCAGGUCAAUUUAAAGAGCCCCCCUGAUUUUCAGUCUCCCCUGUGUAUUGAAAGCUAAGUAUUUCCCAUACAUUUUGUGUUGCUAGUGUCUCAUGCACUGAAAAUUUUGGUUAGAUGAAAGAUGUUAGUCAUUUUCAACAAAAGUGAUGUUUU